AUGGAGGAUAUUAAAUUUAGAUUUCUUUCUUUCACAGAGCCUCCCAAAUCUCUCCAAAAGCCAAUAGACCACUGCCCCAGCGUAGGCUACUUCUUUGAGCGGCAGGACCUCCACAACUACCCUGGGACAUGCUACCUCUGCUACUGCAACAAUGAUGACCAGGCUGUCUGCACUAUCCGGGACAGCGAGCGUUGUGACCACAAUGAGUCUAGUGUGGACAGGACGGAUCUUAGGGACUCGAAUGAUGUGGAAGAAUAUGGAGAAACGACAGGAAAGAAUAAACGCAGAAGAUCCCGGAGAGGCUUAAUGGAGCUGUUCUUUGAAGAUGCUAAGAAAGAUGUAAUGUUGAAGAGUAUGGCGCAAGCGAGCGGCGAAGAGUGCAAACCGAAGUCAAGCAAGAGUAUAGGAUGUCCACCAAAGGACUGGUGCACCGGAUGUUUAGUUUGCGAUUGCGAUGACAAUGGCGAGUGGAAGUGUCAUGUGAUGAGUUUCUGCGAAGAUAAAACUCUACGACCAAAAACUAGAAAAAAUAAGAAAAUUGAAUUAAAUGAAAUUGAUACUGCAGAAACUGAUGAAAGAAAGGAUACUACAACGAAUACUAUUCCGAAGAAAAACGACAAAAGAUCUGUUAAACAAAAGAAAAAUAAGAAAACACCAAAACCUAAAACAAGCACGACUAGCACGACAACAAAUAAACACCAAAAACCAAAAAUUGGUGUAAAGACGAACGAACUGCUGACACCGGUUGAAAUAAAUCGCAUAAAAAAGACACCGAUUGCUAAUAAACAACAUGAUAGUCACGGAAAGAAAGCAACAGUUAUUUAUAUUCCAAGAUCGAGAAGGAAUAAGAGGAAUGUUCUGCCACUGACCGAGGUUCCUACUAAUUCAACUAUUAUGGAAAAUGACACGGUGAACAUCUCUGUUGUAAAUGGCGACCAAGUGGAGCCCUUGACGAGUGUGCUUGGAUUAUACGAAAACGUUCCAUCGGACCUAAACAAUUAUAACUACACUGUUGAUAAUAAUGUUACGGAAAAAUACGACGAUGAAGUAACAGACAGUGGUAAAGUUUACGAAUCAACGAUAAAGUAUGUAGAUAUAAUAACGAAUAACUACCAUGAUUUGGACACCGAAAAUGUUACAGCUACGGCCACGCCUAAUUAUACGAAUAAAGAAGUAGAAAACACUACUCAGCAAUUAAACUACGACUUGCAAUCCGUAGAUUUAAAUAACUAUACUGUCAACGAAACAACUACUCAAUAUAAUCAGUUGAAUUUAGAAAAGAAUCAUACUUUGGAAACGACUACUUCAAUUGAUUAUUCUUCCGAUAGGAAUGUUUAUACUGUCAAAGAAUUAAUAUUCAAUUACACGAAUUUGGAAACAACUACUGUUAUCAAAAAUAAUCGAGAAAUAAACAAUACAGAUAAUAAAAUAAAUAACAACACGAAUGUGACAAAAACCAUCGUUAAAAAAGGCUAUGUUACAGAUAUAGACAAAAUUAUAAGAGAUUUAAAAAAAUAUAUAUUAGAUAAACGGGAUAAAUCUAAUAAAACAAAUGAACUUAUUGCAAAAAAUACCUCAAUCAGUAGAACAUUCAAAUCAAGCACAGCCGAUUUUGACAAAAUGCUGCGAAAUAUUUCUCAUAAUACAAUAAAGAAUAAUUCAAAACAAAAUCGCAUGAUUGCUAUACAAUAUUUGAAAAAAAUAUAUAGUCAAUUACUGUCAACAAAAAAUAAUAAAUCACAGCUCAAGAACAUUGAUGUCAUGGAAUCGCUAUGUGAUACUUUUGGGCCGUGUAAAAUCAGUUCUUAUAAAAUGGAAAUGUUGUUGAAUGAUAAAAUUACUGAACUUAUAUGUGAAGCUAAAGAAACUUUGAACGUAAUAAGAAUAAUCAAAAGUAUCUUGCAAUCAAUUGAUGAUGAAACGAAUAGCACUGACAAACACAUAAACGCCGAGGUGGAAUUCAAAAGUUAUGUAAAAAAAUUAAACGCAGUAUUAACAGAUAGUUAUAAAAACCCAUUAACAGAAACUGAAAUGACGCAGAUGAAUUUUAUUAAAAAUAAUACAAAAAUAUUCAUAAAUUCAAUCGGAAAGUUUGCUUUUAUUCUAAAUGAUAUUUUAGAAUUAAUCCAUUCAGAGAGAAUAAAAUUCAAUAAUUUACGAAAACGCAAAAUCUUAAUCAAGAGAGUAUCUAGACAUAAAGUAAGUCAACCAUUACAUAAAAUAAAAGCUCUUUUCUUGAAAUUUAAUACGCUACAAAACUCAUUUAUGCGCGACAUGUAUCAAGCAAUAACUGACCUGGAAAAACAAAAUGAGCAAAAUGCAUUAAUGAAUAAAAUGAAUGAUAAAAGCGUAAAUUAUAUGCGAGAUACAAGAUACAAAAAGUCUGUUGAAGAGUAUAUGAAUAAAAUCAAUUACAAUUUGGAGAGAUUGAAGGUUUUAGCCCUAAAUAUGGGCACAAACCGAAGAAAGAAGAGAGACCUUAUGGACCAUGACGAUGCUGUGGAAUAUCUGCUGACACUGAUGGAAUAUUUGUUGAAACACAAAAAUCCAGUAAAUUCUCCUCAAGUAGCAGAUGGAAUUGACUUGCUGAUAGAUGCGAUUAGACGAGCGCCAGACAUAAGGCCGAUUAAGCAACAAACGUCUAUAAUGCCCUCAUUUCCUAUGGUUAAAUCAACAUCAAAAACAAGCAGCGAGUCCGAAGAUGACAAUUCAAAGAGCAAAAGCUCAAAGGAAGAUUCUAAAGAUGAUUGGAGUUUUGAUAAACAGUAUUCUAAUGACACACGAAUAGUGACGCUAAAUACCGAAGAGCCUAAUGCUUAUAGAAGACAGGCUACAGAUGUAUCUCAGAACCCUGCAUCUGGAGAUAUAACGACAUCAACAACUACAAAAUAUGUUGACGUUGAAGAUAUGGUUUUUAACGGAGAUGAGGUUCCUAAAGUUUAUAUCGCUACGAUUCCUACUUGGUAUGAUGACUCUGAAAAAGAAGAAGCAAAACCAACUAUUCCCAAAAAAUCUGAAAAAAUAACUAACGAAUCAGCCAGUGUGGAAGAAGAAUCUAUCUUGACAAAUAGAACUGUUGUAGAUACGGAUGUUAAGAAAGAAAAUAACGCUACAACCACAGAAAAUCCAAUGAUGACCCAAUUUGAUAGACUGAAUGAAGAAUACGAAAAACAAAUAAAAGGAAAAGCUCUGUCGCUGAAGACUGUUAAGUCGAAGCGCAAGAAAAACAAACGUCCACGAAAGAAAACGAAAGUAGAUAAUAAAAGCGAUGUCAGCGCCAUCACGAAAGAAGUGGACGAAGAGAAGACUAGAAAGAAAGUUAUAGUAGAAGAAGCUUUGCUACGCAAACACAUUGUCACUUCUACAGAGGACGAUCCCUUUCUGAUAGAUGAUGAAAGUCUCUCAAGAGACGUAACGCAUUUGAACUCCAUGCAGAAUUCCGUUUUCCCUAGUUAUUUUAAUUAA
Molecule: messenger RNA, 3465 nt
Organism: Cydia amplana
Lineage: Eukaryota; Metazoa; Arthropoda; Insecta; Lepidoptera; Tortricidae
Exons: 8
Coding region: 1-3465 (1154 amino acids)
Source: RefSeq, a predicted model, not a curated record